UUAUCUGCGAGCAGCUUGUCAUCACUGACUUCCAUCUGCACACCGCCGGUUCUUACAGUUAGCUGUCGGCAACAGGCUACCACCGAGCACUACACAUUCUCCACAACCAUGGCAGAUCCAAGAAUACGGCAAGUGAAGAUAAAAACCGGCAUCGUCAAGAGGCUGGCGAAAGAAGAGAUCGCAUACAUAACCGAGGCAAAGCAGCAGGAGGAGAAGAUUGAGCGCCUGAAAGCAGAGGCGGGAGAUGAUUAUGUCAUCAAGAAACAGAUGGAGGUGUUGCAGGAGUCCAGAAUGAUGAUUCCAGACUGUCAUCGCCGUCUGGCCGUAGCACACGCAGAUCUGCUUCAGUUACUAGAAACGGAGGAGGAUUUGGCUGAAUCAGAGGAGUACAAAGAGGCUAGAAACGUAUUGGACUCAGUGAAGCUUGAAGGAUGAUUUCUGAUGUGUUUCUGUUCUCACUGUGAGAUUCACUUGCUUAAAUGUCCAUUCCUUUCGUCAGACCUUGUUUGGAGCUGCCGAGGCCAACUGAAUCCAUUCAAAGUCUCUGUUCUUGAUGUAAUUAUUUCUACUGUUUACUAAUAACGUGCCACCACGUUGGACCACGCUUCUCCUGUGUGUACAACCCACAAGAAAAUGAUAAAACGUUCAGUUUAAUACAGCACAGGAGUGGAGAGUUUCAUUUAUCAUACUAAUACUGAAGUUGCACGUAACCAUUGUUUUCAUUGUUAAUUAGUCUGUUUGAUAUUUCUCAGUUAACUAAUUAGUUGUUUGGUUUUACUUCAGUUUAGUGUCAUAGAGGAGGAAGGAAACCAGAAAAUAGUCACAUUUCAGAAGCUUCUUGAAAAAAAAAUUGCUUAAUUAUCCAAAUAGUUGGCGAUUGAUUUAAUAGUUGCGGCGCUAAGCAAUACACAACCUGGACUUCAUAUGAUUAAAUAAACAUUUGUGAACUUUU
Molecule: messenger RNA, 952 nt
Organism: Amphiprion ocellaris (clown anemonefish)
Lineage: Eukaryota; Metazoa; Chordata; Actinopteri; Pomacentridae
Gene: tbca
Product: tubulin cofactor a
Exons: 4
Coding region: 109-435 (108 amino acids)
Biological process (GO): tubulin complex assembly; post-chaperonin tubulin folding pathway
Cellular component (GO): microtubule cytoskeleton; cytosol
Molecular function (GO): beta-tubulin binding
Source: RefSeq, a predicted model, not a curated record